Messenger RNA from Penicillium maclennaniae, 1428 nucleotides. RefSeq lists its product as uncharacterized. The coding region runs from base 1 to 1428 and encodes 475 amino acids. The record is from RefSeq and is a predicted model, not a curated record. The transcript has 3 exons. Gene Ontology annotation, molecular function: lyase activity. Lineage: Eukaryota; Fungi; Ascomycota; Eurotiomycetes; Eurotiales; Aspergillaceae.
AUGGCCACAGAAUACGCAGAAUUCGAUCCAGUCCUGGGAGACAUCAUCGAGUAUGUCUAUCAUGGGCAGAUCAAGAAUGAGGAAAUCUACGAAAGGGCUCGAGUUGCCCUACUAGAUGCAAUGGGAUGCGCUAUCGAAACACUUCACCUCAGUUCGGAUUGCGAAGAUCUCAUUGGCCCAAUUGUUCCCGGGAUAAUUGUUCCCGGCGGAGUCCGCAUUCCAGGAACUGAAUACGUUGUUGAUCCUCUGAAAGGCGCAUUCGACAUUGGCGCUCUGAUCAGAUAUCUAGACCAUAAUGACGCUUAUGCUGGUGCAGAAUGGGGCCAUCCGUCGGACAAUCUUGGUGCUAUUCUUAGUGUGGCAGACUGGCUAUCCCAGCAACGUGCCGAAGAACAGCCUAGACCAACCAUGCGUACAGUUCUGGAAGCACAGAUAAAAGCUUACGAGAUACAGGGUGUUCUGCAACAACGCAAUGCGUUCAACGAACAUGGCCUGGAUCAUGUAAUCCUGGUUAAAGUUGCCUCAACUGCGGUAAUUGCAUGGAUGCUGGGUCUUCCAGAGUCAGCAGCUCUUGCGGCCGUGUCCCAUGCAUGGAUCGAUGGCCAUCCACUUAGAACAUAUCGACAGGCACCCAAUGCAGGCCCUCGUAAGGGAUGGGCAGGUGGCGAUGCUUGCAUGCGAGCCGUACAUCUGGCGUUUCUCAGUAAACGUGGCGGUCAUCUCGACCUGAGCACCUCGACCUGGACUGGACGGGCUGCUGUAGGGGUUAAAUCAGCUCUGACUGCGCCCAAAUGGGGAUUCAAUCAAGUUCUGUACGGCGGCAAAGAUGUCAUUCAGGCCUAUCCCUAUGGCACUCGAGUUAUGGAAACCGUGUUAUUCAAGGUCAUUACCGCGGAAGGCCACGGUAUUUCCGCCGUUGAGGCGGCUAUUGAAGUUUCCGCUAUGCUCCAACGUCGAAAAUUAGUCGCUGAACGGGAUAUCAGUGCUAUUCGCAUCCGCACUCAGAGACCCGCAAUGACAAUCAUAGACAAGACUGGUCCCCUGCGAAACAAUGCCGAUCGUGACCACUCAAUACAGUACAUGGUGGCGACCCCCGAGUUGAAGCCCUUCGGAACAGGAUUGCUGUUACUGAGGAUCAGGGAUUCACUGCGGGAUUACUACAACCCCGAGAUUCGGAGUGUUGCCAAUGCUAUCGCAGUGGAGCUGCAGAGCGGAGAAGUUCUUAAAGAGAUUGUUGUUGAGUUCCCUGUCGGCCAUCACAAAAGACCUGAGACCUUGGCCCGAGUGAUGGAGAAGUUUCGUCAGAACAUGGCGCUCAUGUUUGUUCCAGAAGAGGUGGACCAAAUCAUCGGAGCCGCUGGAAAAGAUCAACUACCAGUGGACGAGUUUAUGGGAUUAUUUGUGCGGAAAAGAGUGACUUCUACUUGA